Messenger RNA from Sphaeroforma arctica JP610, 1181 nucleotides. RefSeq lists its product as hypothetical. The record is from RefSeq and is a predicted model, not a curated record. The coding region runs from base 509 to 853 and encodes 114 amino acids. Lineage: Eukaryota; Ichthyosporea; Ichthyophonida. The transcript has a single exon.
GAUCAUUUGAGUGUAGGACCUUGAGGUAGUUUAAGUUUUCAGUAAAGGGUCAAGAUAAUCCCACGGACACAACUGCAUCGGAACAACAAGAGCCAGGUCAAAGAGAACACAUACAGACGCUAACCUCGAAGAUAACGAAGCCGCAGGCAAAGACCCCUUCGUCGACGGAGAGGAAGAAAUUCCCAAGUCACCCGAAUCCAAGGAUCCGGAAGGGUUAGAAGAUCAGCCAUUUUCAUGAAAAUCGCCUCCAGCCAAUGACCCAUCAACGUCGUCGCCACCACACAAGAAAAAAAAUGACGGAUUCGCGAAUGGAAUCAAUUUAUGAACAUGAUGGCGAAGCAAUCGAACAAAAUAGGCCUGAUGGUUGCUCAAAUGGCCACCAACACGGUCAGUGACUCCAUCCCGAAAAGUCGUACUGAGAGCGACCGCAAACUACACUCGUGUCAGAACCUAACAGACAACCCUAAAAGAAAAGUCAACCAAAGGUAUACCAAUAUCCCUACAAGAUAUGAAGAAGGUGCUCGGUGUGAACACAGGAGUCCCUAAUCUGCAGAAUGUACUCAUUCAAGGCGAGAACGGUAUGCUGUCAUCUAAAGAAGACAAAGAAACAUCCAAAUCAUUCCCUGAUUUGUUUGCAAAUUGGUCGCCUCAUUUAGCCGCAUCACUGCUACAUAACCCAGAGUUUAUGACAUACGAAUGUAUUGCUGACAAUCUCAAGUAUCAGGCCAUGGUAUGCGAAUACUCCAAGAUUAUGUAUCCAGAAAAAGUUGCUAAUCUCGACAAGACGCACCGAGUAGCUGUGGGGCAAUAUCUGCCCACUCUCGGCUCUCCGAUAUCGAUGCAGCAAAACUAGCCGUUGUGGUCGGCUCCUCCUCGUUCAAUCAGGCGCUCAGUUCAUGUAAGCACUGCAACUGCGAGACGGCCUUCUACGUAUGUGAGAAAGUCAAUCCAGUCGCCAAGAACGAGAAAGAUCAAUAUAAUGGUCAUGGAUGAUCGACAACGAACCCGUGGGUUUGACGUAGGCAAUGCAUGCGGGUUAGCGCGUGUAUUCGCCUCCGUACGCAAGUUUAAACGUGGUCGCGAGUUCCCUGGAAUUCGUUGAGGUCGCGAAAACUUGUCCUGGCGAUUUUCUUCUGCUUUGUCAAUGUUCACACGGAAUACAUCACGCAUCUUUUCAGACG